Molecule: messenger RNA, 2566 nt
Organism: Trichomycterus rosablanca
Lineage: Eukaryota; Metazoa; Chordata; Actinopteri; Siluriformes; Trichomycteridae
Gene: klhl40a
Product: kelch-like family member 40a
Exons: 6
Coding region: 76-1908 (610 amino acids)
Molecular function (GO): protein binding
Source: RefSeq, a predicted model, not a curated record
GUCCAGCAGCGGGAAAGGAGCUGGACGUCCUACCUCUUAAUAUCACAAUAGCGUUGCCCACGAAGCUUUGACAAGAUGGCCGCUGCGCCAGUUGACCCAGUGACAGAGCCAAGAAUGUACCAGCAGAGUCUUCUUCAGGGAGGCCUCUGUGAACUUCUGGAGGGUGACAAGUUUGUGGACUGCGUGUUGAAAAUCAAAGACCUGGAGUUUCCUUGCCACAGGUUGGUGCUCGCCGCCAGCAGCCCGUACUUCAAAGCCAUGUUCCUGUCAGACAUGGAGGAGAGCAAAAAACGAGAAGUCGUCUUGAAAGAUGUCGAACCAGGAAUCAUGGGGUUGAUCUUAAAAUACAUUUAUACCUGUGAAAUCGACCUAACAGAGCAGAACGUCCAGGAUAUCUUCAUGGCGGCCAACAUGUACCAGAUCCCGUCCAUCUUUAGCGUGUGCAUGUCCUACCUGGAGCAGAAGAUGAUGCUGAACAAUUGUCUUGCCAUCUUUAGGCUUGGAUUACUUCUGGAGUGCCCAAAGUUGGCAGCAAAGGCCAGGGAUUACAUCUGCGACCGCUUCGAACAAAUCAGCCGUGACCAGGACUUUAACCAGCUCGGUUCUGGUGAGCUGGCUGCCAUUAUCACGUGUGACACUCUCAACGUGGAAAAUGAGGAGAAGGUCUUCGAGGCUCUGAUGGACUGGGUUCAGUAUGAGCCACAGGAAAGACUACAGGAUCUGCCCAAACUUCUGCACUGUGUCCGGUUUCGACUGAUCCCACCUGCUUAUUUUAAGGAAAAAGUGGAAGGACACAGGUUAAUCAAACCCAACCAGGAGAUAAAGAAAGAGCUGCAGCUUGUUAAGGAUGCCCAAAAAGGACUUUUUCCUGAAGUCAAAGGGUCACCUGACAAGAGGGCAGGAUCAUCUGAAGGUGAGGAGAGUGAAGAUGAGGAGGACCAGCUCCCUGGUAUCUUGAACGAUAACCCACGAUUUGGGAUGUUCGUAACGGAUCUCAUAGUGAUGAUUAGCGACACAGGGACGGUAGCCUACGACCCUGCUGGAAACGAAUGCUACUUAGCAUCUUCAUCAACUGAGAUCCCAAAAACUCAUUGCAGUUUAGUGACCAAACAGAAUCAGAUCUUUGUAGCUGGAGGACUUUUAUAUAACGAGCAAAACACAGAGGAACCUUUCAGCUCCUAUUUUCUACAGUUUGACCCCACGAGCGGAGAAUGGCUCGGGAUGCCCUCCCUGCCGACCCCCCGCUGUCUGUUCGGACUCUCUGAGGCAGAGAACUCCGUCUACGUGGUGGGUGGAAAAGAGCUGAAGGAGGGAGAGCACGCACUAGACUCAGUCAUGAUUUACGACAGACAAUCAUUUAAAUGGGGAGAAUCUGAUUCUCUUCCAUACUCAGUCUAUGGACAUGGGACGGUCUCACAUAAAGGACUCAUCUAUGUACUGGGUGGAAAAACCGAGAGCAAGAUGUGCUUGAGGAGAGUGUGUGUCUACGACCCCAAGAAGUUCGAGUGGAGGGAUCUGGCACCUAUGAAAACGGCCCGUUCCCUGUUUGGUGUCGCUGUCCACAAGAACAAAAUCUAUGUGCUAACAGGAGUCACUGAUGAUGGCCUGACCAGCAAAGCAGAAGUAUAUGACAUCGCAACCAACACUUGGUCGGAGUUCGUCGAGUUUCCUCAGAAGAGAAGUUCUCUAAACCUGAUCGAGCUGGGCGGCUGUCUCUACGCUAUUGGAGGCUUCGCCAUGAUGCCCAAUGAAACCACGGAGAAGCUGGAACCAACUGAGAUGACCGAUAUCUGGAAGUUUGAUGAGGAGGAGAACUGCUGGUCUGGGAUGCUGCGGGAGAUUCAGUACGCUUCAGGCGCUACAGUGUUAGGAGUGCGUCUGAAUGUUUUACGCCUCACCAAGAUGUGAUCGCACCAUACAACACACUAUAUAUACUACACCUAGUGCACAUGAAUUACAGUGUGAGGAGCACUGAAACCAAUAUAGAUUUCCACAGUUGAGUAUGAUCUAUGUGUAUGUUUUGUAAAAAAAGAACUGUCAGUGGAAGACGUGUGAGUGAAAAGCUGGACUGCAGAUGGAAACAAAGACUGGACCAGUAAUGUGUUGAUGUGACAAAAUGGACUGUAAUGCAGUAUGUCGUGAUUUAUGUGUCUGUACUUUGUGUGUGUGUAUUUAGAUGAAUUACAUUUGUUUCAGUUUUGUUAGAUUGGAAUUUAUGAUUUGUGUCACACAUUCACAUUCAUGUACCUUCAUCACAUAAAUCUGAUUUACAGAGUGGCUGAAAACACUAAAAUCACCAUGUUUAUCAUAAAACACUAUACGACAUCUGUUGUUCUUUUUUCAGUGUGCUUUUAAUUACACAGCAAAUGUCAGUGAACAAAUUAAUAAAAAUGUGGACUCACCCAAUCCAAUCCAGAUCAAUUAGGGCCAAGGGUGUCACAUGCCCCCAUCCGACAGACACAGUUGUUUAACUUCUUCGAGUCAAAUACAAAAUAAAAGCCAGAACUAUUUAUAGGAACAUUCUUAUUAAACGUAUUUUACCACUUUGUUUACUCCUUAUGUAUGU